Selaginella moellendorffii is the source of this 1519-nucleotide messenger RNA. RefSeq names its product cytochrome P450 71A1. The record is from RefSeq and is a predicted model, not a curated record. Gene Ontology annotation, molecular function: oxidoreductase activity, acting on paired donors, with incorporation or reduction of molecular oxygen; iron ion binding; heme binding. The transcript has 2 exons. The coding region runs from base 14 to 1519 and encodes 501 amino acids. NCBI's taxonomy places the organism in Eukaryota, Viridiplantae, Streptophyta, Lycopodiopsida, Selaginellales, Selaginellaceae.
CUCGUUGGAGACCAUGGAGUUCUUAGUUGGUUUUGCAAUUCUCUUGAUCUUGGUUGUCUUCUCAAGCGUGUUCUACCUGAGAGUAGCAUCGCAAUCGCCAUCACUCCCCACUCCACUGCCGAUCAUCGGCCAUCUUUACCUCUUGGGAAAGCUCCCUCACCACUCUCUCCUCGCGAUUGCUCGAAAGUAUGGCCCCCUCGUCAAGCUCCGGCUUGGCUCGGUUCCCGUGGUGAUCGCGUCAAGCCCCGAGAUGGCGAGAGAGUUUCUAAGAAACCAGGAUCUCACCUUUGCAUCGAGGCCGACGUUGCUCACCACGAAGUACAUCCUCUACGACUCCAAGGACAUGGUUUUUGCUCCAUACGGCGAGCACUGGAGGAGCAUGAGGAAGCUGUGCGUCGUGGAGCUCCUGACGGACCGUCGCCUCGCCUCGUCGCACCAGGCAAGGCUCGAAGAGCUACAGAGAUUGUUAGCGAAGAUCGCAAAAGUUGCGGAGACGAGCAAACCUUUCGUGCUGCUAGAUCUGCUGACGGAGUUUACGUUCAACGUCAUCACCCGGAUGGUGAUGAACAAGGCUUACUUUGGAUCCGGAGAGACGACGGAGGAGCUCGCGGCCACCAGAGACUUCAUCCAUAUGCAAGAGCAAGGAACCAUUCUUCUCGGGGAGUUCCACAUCGGCGACUACAUCCCGUUUCUCAAGUGGUUCGACUCGAGCGUCGCCAAGAUGAAAGCCCUGCACAAGAUCCAGGACGAGUUCCUGCAAAAAGUGGUCGAUCAGCACGUCCUUGCGAGGCAAAGCAGAGAACAAACUCAAGCUCACGAUGGAGGUGGAGAUUUCGUCGACACACUCUUGUCUCUAGACUCUCCAGAUCCAAACAAUCAAGCUAGAAACAUCAAGGCACUCAUCCAGAAUCUCUUGGGAGCUGGAACAGACACCUCCAUUACCACGAUCCAAUGGGCAAUGGCGGAGCUGCUAAACAAUCCCAGAGCCCUGGAGAAAGCACAGGAAGAAUUACGCGCGAAAUUCGGCAAUGCCCGCCAGGAAAUCAUCCAAGAACACGAGCUAAAAGAUCUACCAUACCUCCACGCAGUGAUCAAGGAGACCUUCCGCCUCCAUCCGCCAGCGCCGCUCCUCAUCCCCCACCAAUCCACCCAAGACACCACCGUCGCGGGCCUCGCCAUCGCCAAGGGCACGCGCCUCUUCGUCAAUGUCUAUGCCAUCGGCCGAGACCCUGCCCUGUGGAAAUCCCCCGACGAUUUCCUCCCGGAGCGGUUCCUGGGAUCCAGCAUUGACGUCCACGGCAAGAAUUUCGAGCUCCUCCCGUUUGGAUCGGGACGGCGCGGCUGCCCUGGCAUGGCGCUGGGAUUGAUCACUGUCCAGCUCGCCCUCGCGAAUCUGCUGCAUCGAUUCCAGUGGAGCUUGGCGCCGGGCGUGGACGCGCAUCCCAUGGCCGAGUGCUUCGGCGUCGUCACCACCAUGGAAAUCCCACUCCGCGCUCGAGCAAGCCCUAAUAAGGAUUGA